Messenger RNA from Stegastes partitus (bicolor damselfish), 957 nucleotides. RefSeq names its product NFKB inhibitor interacting Ras-like 1 (gene nkiras1). The coding region runs from base 87 to 665 and encodes 192 amino acids. The record is from RefSeq and is a predicted model, not a curated record. Gene Ontology annotation, biological process: negative regulation of canonical NF-kappaB signal transduction; Ral protein signal transduction. The transcript has 4 exons. Lineage: Eukaryota; Metazoa; Chordata; Actinopteri; Pomacentridae. Gene Ontology annotation, molecular function: GTPase activating protein binding; GTPase activity; GTP binding.
GUCUUGGCGCAGCGGACCAGAAUGGAUGCUCCGGCUGUGAUUCUGCAUUUACACACUUGACAGACGGCUGGUUUUUCAAGAUAGACAUGGGAAAAGGUUGUAAAGUUGUGGUGUGUGGCCAGGCUGCAGUUGGAAAAACUGCCAUUCUGGAGCAGCUGCUGUACGGAAAUCACACCGUAGGCUCAGAGUCCAGUGAGACGCAGGAGGACGUGUAUGUGGCCUCAGUGGAAACGGACCGAGGUGUGAAGGAACAGCUGAGGCUCUACGACACCAAAGGACUUCAUGAUGGACAAGACCUCCCCAAGCACUACUACUCAGUGGCCGACGGCUUCGUCCUGGUUUACAGUGUGGACAGCAUGGAGUCUUUCAAAAGGGUGGACCUUCUGAAGAAGGAAAUAGACAAGUCCAGAGAUAAAAAAGAGGUGACGGUCAUAGUGCUCGGGAAUAAAACCGACCUGCGGGAGCGUCGGCAGGUGGACCAGGAUGCAGCGCAGCAGUGGGCUCGUGGUGAAAAGGUGAAGCUGUGGGAGGUGAGCGUCACUGAACGCAACUCUCUAAUCGAACCCUUCACCCAGCUGACCAGCCGCCUGACACAGCCUCAGAGCAAGUCUGCCUUCCCUCUGCCUGGACGCAAAAACAAAGGCACCACAUCCAACGACAUCUGAAGCUCCACUCCACAUCCACUCCUUCCUGCUCCUGGUAACAAUGAGCUGCAUUCACCUCACGUGGGAACAACCAGCUGGACUACAUGGACUUCAUUUUGAGAACACGGUUUUUGUUGCAUCGAUGUACAUGUGACCAUUUUACACACAUUCCUUCACUUAUAUUCAGUCCUACCAUAAAUCUUGUGGACUGGUUCAAUAUUUUGGCAAACACUUUAGCUUUCUUACUUUGUGAGAGUUCGAUAUGUGAUACCAGACAUGACAGUAGUAAAUUGUAGAGGUGCUGUUGGGCAAA